Messenger RNA from Ipomoea triloba (trilobed morning glory), 713 nucleotides. RefSeq names its product GPI-anchored protein LLG3-like. Bases 82 to 582 code for a protein of 166 amino acids. The transcript is spliced from 3 exons. The record is from RefSeq and is a predicted model, not a curated record. Lineage: Eukaryota; Viridiplantae; Streptophyta; Magnoliopsida; Solanales; Convolvulaceae.
UUUGAAUGAGAAAAGGCAACCCAAGAAAGCAUUUCAUUUCUGGGAUAAAAGAGAUAAAAGAGUAAUAAAGAAGAGAAGGAAAUGGGGUUGAGAAUAUGCUUAGUUUUGCUUCUCUUCUCCCUCCUUCUCGGCUUUGCCACCCCCUCAUACAUUAAAUAUGAGGUGCUAGAGAAUCCAGGACGAACAGGGCGUUUCCUUCUUCAGCAGAAGCGUGAUUGUCCAUUAGACAUGGAGAACCUGAACUAUACAAUAGUUACGAGCCAAUGCAAAGGACCACAUUACACGGCCAAGGUAUGCUGCAAAGCCUUUAAGGAAUUAGCCUGCCACUACAGGGAUGAGCUUAACAAGGAUAACAACAACUGCCCCAUCAUCAUGUUCAACUAUCUCCAUCUCUACGGCAAGUAUCCUCCUGGGCUUUUCGGCAAUCUCUGUAAGGAAGGCAAGCAAGGCCUCGACUGCAAAGAUGUAGGUGUGCAACAAACUGAGGAUAACAAAACUACUAAUAAUGCUGCCCCAAAACCCCUUAAAUCCUCCCCGCCCACCUUCCUCAUACCUCUUUUUCUGUUGUUACUCCAAAUUUGAAUUCAUGAAAUUAAUUAAUUUCCUGAAGUGUGUGAAUGCGUGCGUGCUUUAAGGUUACAUACAUACAUUGUGUAAGCCAUUUCACGUAACACCUCGUUGCAUUCCAUAUCAAUACAACAUUUAUCGAAUAA